ACGCGCGCAAAGCGGCACGUGCGCGCGCGCGCGCGCAGAUACGCGGAUGAAGCGGAGCGGGAAGCGCGCGCCACGGCUCUAGCACACAGCGCGAGGGGCUAUGGAGGAGCCGUUCCUCUGCGUUCGUCAACCACGUUUCUAAAGUGUAAGGGGACUGCGGCUGUCUACAGAAGUGGAGAGGAAACACAGACAACAUCACUGAUCUAUCUUGCAGGGUGACCCUUUGAUACGGUGCCUGUAAAUAGCAUCCCUGAUGUCCUGAACAGACAUUGAAUGGGCUGUUGAAACGAAGGACCGCAUACUGUAGAGUUGGAGUGGCCGGGGCUGGGGGCUGCAGUGUUCCAGUACACUCUCUCUCUCACUCUUUCUCUCUUUCUCUCUCUCCCUCUCUCUAUCUCUCCCUCUCUCUACACCUCUCUCUCUCUCUCUCUCUCUCUCUUUCUCUCUCUCUCUCUCUUCCUCUCCCUCCCUCUCCCCACCUCUCCCCCUUCUCUCUCUCCUCACAUGAGCCCUGGGUCUAAAUGCAAAGCUGUGGAACUGCUACAGCAGAUAUGAAGCUCUCACACACGGACUCCACACACACAGGGGUUCAAGAUGAUGACAGAUGAUCAAUUGCUUAUUGAUGAAAUGAGGAGAUAAGAGAAGAUAAUAUAAUCUCGUUCUUGCUGCUCAUUGCCACUGGAGAUUGUUCCAGACUACAGCAGAAUGUCAUUGUGUGACAGACUCCAUAGAUAAGGAGCAGCCUGCUGAAUCAGCCACGUCGGCAUCAUGGCAGGAGAGGCUAAACGGACAUAUGCCACCAAAGAGCUGGAUGCAGAGAAUAACCCGGAAGAAAAGAAGCUUGCAAGUGAGCAGUUCAACGAGAAAGCGUCGAAAGGAUCCCCUGAGCACUUUCAGAAUGUGUGUGUGGAGUCACAGACUGUUAACAAUAAUACUAAGUUUGUAGAAAAGGAGAAAGACAACACUCAACAACGUGAAGCUGUUAUCCGGCCACAGCAGGCAGGAAAAAUUGAUUUCAAGUCACUACAGAACCGUUCGAACUUUGCCAGUGAUAGAACAUGGCCUAAUGGCAAGGUCAGUCCUCAGUCUCCCAGUGGGAAAAGUCGUAUUCGGGAUAAGGGGAAAAAGUCAGGAAAAGCAGAGAGUGCUAAACCACAGCAGCUGUGCAGACUGAGUACUACCAAUUCACGUUCCAAUCCCACAAUAGGGAUAGCCUAUCCACAGCAGAAGCUUUCACCUCCCAAGAAGCUGGAGGCUAGCCGUGGCCCUGUAUCAGGCAGCUACAGGUUUCAUGUACCAAAUAUCCCAGAACGAGAGGCAGAACUGCAGCAGGAGGAGUUCAACCUCAACCGUUUCCAGGAGGGCUCUAACCUCAUUUCUCCGAACUAUACCUCACAAGUAGUGGGCUCUGCAGCAGGGGGCUCUUCUCACCAGCACCCAGCAACAACUGCACCUCAGCAGCAACCUGGUGCAUUGGAGACCAACAACACGCAACCUGUCAACCAAAUGCUUUUCCCUGACUUUCAGCUGAGUGGAGCUGACAUGUGGCAGUCUCCUGACAGGGCUUUCAGUAAUGCUAGUUUUGGGGUCCCAUCACAAAAGUCUACCAAUGUUGUGGAAGUGAACAAACCCAAUAGCUUUGUCCCAUUACCUUUUCAGUAUGGAUAUCCAUUGCUGGAUAAUGCAGAUUCUUUUCCCUGUGAUCAGAACCCACAGCCGCAAGAUCUGAUUGAAGCAUCUUUGGGUUCUAACCAAGUGAUCCAAAACUCAUUCUCUUUUCAGACUUCUGGGGAGGAGCAUGAGGUUGUGCAAAGCAAUGCAAAACUGAGUUACGAACAGUCAGAGGACAGGCAAUAUUCUUUACACUCCAAACCUCCCCAGUAUGUGCAGACUUCCCAUGCUAUACCAUCAUCUGUGCAUUGCACAAGAAACAUAGGUGAUGGUGUUAGUAAUAGUGAUAGCAAAGAAUCAAACAAUCAACAACCAGAGAAGAAAAAGGGUGCUUUAUCUGACAAAUCAGAUAAUUAUUGUCCAGUAGACUCUAGGGAUAUAGGUGCUACGGUAGGGGGCAAAAGAGGUUGCCAUUCAAAAAACAGUACUUCUACUCAAAGAAUUCUUGUUCAAGGCAGUGUACAUCACAUCAGAAAUAUUGCACAGAGUCAAGUUCCCCAAAUACAGUUUUCAAAAAAGAAUUACAACAGUUCCCCAACAAAUAUCAUCCAUGUGGGCUCGGCACCACUUGAUAAAAACAACAGAGUAGCACAACCCUGGGAAGGGCCCAACAAAGCCUUCCCAUUACCUUUAGAUCAGAACUCCACCACGUACCCAUUUCAGUGCCAACCUCCCCUUGAGCAAAGACAAAAUGCAGGAAUUAACAGCCGCAUGCCCUGGCAACAGAUCCGUCUUACUGCAGCCAUGCCAAACCAAAACAGGAUUGAGCUUUCCAGGCAACUUAGUAAUCAGCAAAUGGCUUUUUUGAUAACUCCCUCUGACUGGAAAGAGGAUAGCAAGUCUCAAAAAAAUAGCACACAGAAAAACUCUAACGAAUUUCCCAACAAUAAACCUAGUGAAGCUUUUUCAAAAAUGAGGCAAGACAGUGUCAAGCAGGGAUGCAGUACAAUAUCACCAUGUCAGUUUACAAAUAAACUGGAAUCAAGCCAAAACCAAGUUGGAGAUGCCAAAAACAAGUCAUUAUACUUCGCUGUAAAUCAUGCGGUGCAUGGGUCCACACCAAGGACCCCCAGUUACCCCCCAUUACAUGGUCCGUCUAUGGAACUAAUGAUGGUGUCCCCGUAUGAUUCACCCUCACAUUCACCCAUGCAAAACCAAAUGGCUAGCAGCACAUGUUCCUCUCUUUCACCAGACUCUACUAGCCCUGCCAGCAGCAGCUCUGAUGACAGCCAGAAGGCAUCUCCAUCUCAAUUUUAUAACCAGGCUCAAAGUAAGGCAUCGCUAGACAACCUGAGUUCUAAUCAGCAUCACUACCAUUCAGAUGUUUCCCACAGCCUGCGGUACAACCAAGAAAAAUCCAAAGACAAUAUUGUGAGUUUUUCUUCAAAUAUCAGACAGGGAAAAUCUAAUGUGGAAAGCGGGAAAGGUUGCUUGGACAGCUAUGGAAUGGAGCAGCGUCCACCACCACCAUAUUCAGCUCAUCAGCUAUUAGCUAGCUCUCUAGCCACAGCAAACCUUGACCAACUGGAUGUACUUCUCACAUGCAAGCAGUGUGAUCAGAAUUUUAACAACCUGGCUUCUUUUCUUGACCAUAAGCAAUACUGUGGACAGCAUACAUUUGCACAAAACGACUUCAAAGAUAUCCGGAAAGUGGAAGAUACACGAAAAUUUCAUGCAGAUCACACAAAGGCUAUUUCAUCUGGUACCAAUUUUGCCAUGUCACGGAGUUCAUCUGAUUUGCAGAUGUCCCUGCUAGGGCUUAACAAGAAUGGGGAGAUAAUGACUGACAGUGUAACCAAAGUUGAAUCAAAAGAUGAUCCAAUGAAACUCAUGCUGCCAUCUGCACCACUUCCUGACUUAGAGAUGGAAGAUGCUAAGUUAGACAGUCUCAUUACCGAGGCAUUGAAUGGCCUGGGUUAUCAGUCAGACAACGCAGAAAUUGAUAGUAGCUUUAUUGAUGCGUUUGCAGAUGAUGAGAUCACCACUACGAAAUGCUCAUCUAGUAGACAGACUCUAAAAACCAAAGACUCUGUGAUGCAUGAGAGCCGGAGUAAGCAUGAAUUCACAUCCAGUGAAAAAUCAUUAACACAGCAAAAGUAUACCUUUGAUGCUGACUUUGACUGCAUUACUGCUGAAAGCAAACAUGCUGAUGUUACCUACAAAGAAAAUAACCGGGAUUCGGAUGCACAUAAAGAGGGUACCAGAGAGGAGACCUCUCUUGUAAAGAGGGAAUCCACUUUGGAGGAAUCUAACACGCGUACAGAGUGGGUAAAAGAGACACAGAAGUCGGAUAAGACAGCAGAUGAAAGUGAGCUUGGUCCUAGGUUUCUCCUGUCCAGAAAGUUUUCAGAAAGAGGUGGACUUAAAACUUUACAAAGCAUCACUCCGUCAGUUAAAACGCCUACUCCUCAAUCCCCAUCUGCCACUAGGAGUUCCACACCUCAGAAGCCAAUUGUGAAGGAGAGGAAAAGAAAAAGGAUUAGUGGAGGGAGUUGGAGUAAGGAGCUCAUUCACAAAAUAGUUCAGCAGAAAAAUAAGCUUCAUAAGCUCAAUGUAAAAGGCACUAAAAACAUGCAGUUCUCACUUGUGAUGGAAAGGGUCACGCCCACAGUACAGAAUCCUACGUUCAGGGAGUAUGAUUACAUCUCCGAUUCAGAUGAGGACUGUGAGCCUGUGAAGAUAUCCAGCCAGGGACGCCUUAGUCAGAGCAUCCGUUGCAAGUACACAUAUACAAAAGAAUGUAAAGGAAGAAUAAGAGCAGAUAAGAACAGGGAAAGUCCAUGGAAGCAAGACAAGAUAGAGAGUUUUGAAUUGAAGAAAGCUGGAACUGUCUCCCCACCUUCAAUAAAUGAAAUAUCUGGCCAUCAGAGGGUGCGAAGACGGAGCAGCAGAUCUUCAACCAGCAGUGAACUCAGCACAUCUGUAAGUGUCUCUAGCGAGAGCAUCAGUAGCCCUAAAAGCAUUGAUCGCACAGAUUCAGACUGUGAAAAAAGAGUGGAGAUAAGGAAAAAAGACCAGGAAUCCUUUGAUCAGGAAAGAUCUCCACAAAGAAUACUAAAAGAGUCAAGUACAUCAUUAGCUUUGACCUUCACCAAAAACACAAAACAUUAUAGCACUGAUAAGAUUCUACUCUCUGAACUCAAAGACAGUUUUACUACGUCAAAGUGUUCAAAUGUCAUCAGUACAACAGAAGAGACUGCAUCAGAGCACACCUUGACUAAAAGUACUGUCAGCCUUGCAAGAUUCAAAACCACCAGAGUAGAGGUAGAGGAAAAAAUGGACCACUAUGGCUCUGAAUUGCGAAUUGCUGCAAACACAGAGGAGGCCACACCACUCAGCAAAGACUACAAAGAUUACAAACAGGCUAGCAUGCAUCUCAGAAGGACUGGCAUAACAAUGAAUUCAGUGAAGACCAAAAAUGAAAUCAAAAAGGAUCAAGCUUCAUCAAAGGGAAAAACAUUACAUAAGAACAAAGAGUCGCACCAAGAUUCAGAAUCCUCACCGACUUCCUUUGACACCUUUGGUAAUGAUAUUUCUGCAAUCAAAGAGACAAAGACUGAUCCGAGUGACUUGUUCUCUGAGCCACCAUCACUUUGCAGUUCACUCAUGGAUGAAGUGUGUUUAUCUUCUGCUAAACUUAAUGAUGCACUCCCACAGAAGGACAGAGCCUGUCUUAUGCCUUAUACAUUAGAACACGAACAGAGUCUUAUGAAAUCUCCCCUUUCAUUCGAUACAACAUCAAUGUUUGACCUGACAGUUGGUGGAUUUGACAAUAACCUGUACCCAGAUAUUCAACUAACCAAAGAAGGCUUCAGUCCAAUGGAGACUGCAGCUGAUAAGAAAGAGCUGUUUGAGUCAUCCUUUUCACCAUUACUAGAGCAGAGAGAUUGGAGCCUGAUGGUUGAUGUGACUCCUGAACUACCAGAUGAGAUUGCACAGUACAAAGAGGAUUCAGACAUAGCAACUGAUAAAAAGACCUGCUUUAAUCCAGUCCCUUUCACACUGACAGAGAAAAUAAUGGACUACCAUCCAAAUCUCAAUGCGUGUGUCUCUGACGAUGAGCUUGAGAUAAAGAGAAUUGUGACAGAACUUGAGAGCCAGCUCCAGUCAGCUAAGCUAAGUAGUCCUUCUCCACUUGACAAUGAGCCACCAAAACACUUGACUAUGAGUAAGUUUUCACCAUUAAGACUGGAUGAUCAUGAAACUGAGAGUGAUCAGAGUAGCAUGGAGGUGGUUUGCCCAUCAGAAAGCUUAGGACUUGCUGCACCAACCGACUCCCACUCAGAACUUUUCUCUGAACCUGACCUGCCAUGGUCCAGUCCAGUUCAGUUUGGUUUAAUGGGUGGACAACAGUGCCUUCACACCCCAACACACUCCACUGUGACAGACACCCCAAUUCAUUUAGGACCAGAAACCUUACAUGUAAAGGGUGGUGCAGAACUAAAUAUUCUGUCCACAGAGAAAUCAGCAGAACUAAGCAAUGAGGAAAAAUCUGGGAGCAGUGAUCCUCUGGGCACAGCUACAAACAAAUCAGAAGAGAUGAUUGAACAAGAAAUAUACACAGAAAACCUCAAGAAAAGCCUAGAAGUGAUCUCAGAUUCUUUGUCAUCGGGGCUGGAAUCGGCUCAAUCAUCUGUUCAGCAAACAGAAUGCAGCAAAGAGCUGGAAAAAGAGAAUGAUGAUAAGACAGAAAAGACUGUGUUCCCAGAUGAGUCUGAAAAAGUGGACUCCAGAUACGCUGUGGCAGAACUUACUGAGUGCUCAUCAGAUUUAAAUAAAACAUCGGAGGAGCCACCCAAGCUUAUUUCAGCUGAUAUUUGUGAGUCAAAUGUAAGUAACAAAACAGAAAACUCCAGUGAUGUUGAGAAUAAUGAUGUCAGUCUGCAUGACAAGGACACACAGGUAAAUGAGCUACAACCUGCGAGCACUUGUGUUUCAGUCAACAACUCUGAAGAAUCAAAGUUGCCACCUGUUUUAUUUGACCAUAAAACUUGUGAACCACCAGCAGAGACACGGAAAGUUAAUCCUGAACCAGAAGUUCAGAAGUCUAGAAGAACCAAAGAUUUUAAUUUAGAGGAAUCUCCCAGCAAUCCAAAUGCUUUGACAACACUACCAGAUGUGGUAAAAGAUGAAAGCACAAAGUCCCUCCAACGAGAAAGCAGCCAAGCAAAAGAGAUGUUCAUAGAAACAAAUGCUACCAAAGAUUGCAAAACCAUGCUUGAAUCUGCAUCAGUAAAACAAGCUGAUGAAACUGAAAUUGACAAAGUGGAGAGAGCAAGAGAUAAUGUAAUGCCAGAUAAUGCCUCUGUCCUUGAGAGCAUUAAGUCUCCUCAUAGUGAAGGUGGCAAGUCACAUGAAAUUCUGAGAAAUGACACAGACACAGUGAGCCCUCAAGAGCAAUCACAAAUGGACAGAGUGGCUCAGAGCUGUGGGGCCACAUUGAGAAUGCCAUUUUCUGAUGCACACAAUUUAUGUGGAGAGAAUGCACAAAUCGAUGGGAAUGAGGAUCCAAAACUAGAAUCUAUACCACCAAUUAGUCCAUCACCACUGGUUUCUCCAUAUGUUCCUACAAAGAAUUCAUCUUUGCAAGGAGAAAAGAGUCUGUUAUCAACUUGUUGGACCAAUAUCAACAUAAUUAGCCCUACUUUGAUUGAUGAAACGCUGAAUUUUAAGAGUUCUGCAGAUGUGGAUGUUGCUAGGUCACUGCAUACAUGUGAGUCAUCGAACACAGCUACAGAGAUAAAUAAUUCAUUUGCUUCCGAUCUCAACUUUGCAGAAACAGCAGAAAGCAAAAUAUCUAGCCCCAGAACAAUGUUAGCUGUGGACAGCAUCUCCAAGCAACCUUUUUACGAGGCAAAUGAGAAAUCAGAAAUAUUGGAUGUUACCCAAAACAAAGACCCGUUGUAUGAAUUCAAACUAAGCCCAAUGGAUUAUAGCGAAACACAUUUCACUAGCUGCAGCCUAAGUUCUGAAACUUUGAAUAAAAAUAUUGAUGUUCAGUCCAACAUUAAGUCAAGCCCUAAAGACAGCCUCAACCUCAAUGCUUGUGCACUGACUCUAAAUACGCAGCUAUCGUCAAAUUGUCGUCUCAGCCCAAUACAUGUUCAAAAUGAGCUUGAAUUAACUACCUAUGAUCACUUGGUCAAACUGGACAUGCCGCAUUUUCAUGACGCUGCAAACCAAAAUGAUAUUAAGUACUGCUGCAUUUCACCCACCAAUAAUCACCAUGUGGAACAUAGAGCUUCAGAUGAUACAGAACAACUCUCAAAACAUCACCAAGAUACUAUAAGCACUUGUCACGUUCCCCUUGAUUCUAUUGAUUACAUGGACUUAAACAUCAAUCUUCUGAGGAAGACAGAUGCUAAGAAUGUGGAAAGUGAGAUAACUACAUUCAAGCUUGAUGCAUUGCCUCAGAACCCUGUUAUGUCCAAUGUUCAAGAAACACCAAAUCCUAAAGAGCGAUUACCAACCGGAUCCAUAAGUUUCAUAAGUGUGACAAAGCCGAUGAUGGGACAGUGCACAAAGCAGUCAGAAGUAAAGUCCUCACCGAAAAAGGGUGGCACACAGAAUGCAGUUCAAGGGAAAUUUCAGUGUGAAAUAUGCUUGAUGUACUUCCGUACUCUACCUGGACUUAAGCGACACAAAGCCAUGAAGCACACCGUUAAAAGUGAAGUAAUAACUGUCCAAAAGCCACCUUUGAACAGCCAAAGCUUUGUGCCACACCCUGUAGAUAAGGAGCUGAAAGAUAACAUGAGGAUCCUUGAUCCAGUGGUGUUGCUGAAUCCCAGCACUGAUGCCACACCUGUAACACAUUGCGAUCUAGCAGCUCUGAAUUCAGUAUUUGAAGGCAAGCCAAAAGAAUCACUUGUUUCCAAAAGUACAGUGAGUAAUGACAAGGAGGACAUGCCUCCAAUAAUUGAGAAAGCAAAGAAAAAUAACAAAGUUAAAAGAAGUAAGAGCAUGGAUGUCGCCAACGAAGGGUUCAUGCACAAACUAGUGAAGAAAGACCCUUUCCCAGACGAAUUGCUUAGUAUACUUAAAACAGACAUAUUACAGGCCAUUUCCCCCGAUUUUCCCACAAUGACACAACCAGAAUGUCCCAGGUCAAGUGGAAAACUGAGUACAGCUAACAGUCCUAAUUAUCAAGAGGUGAAAGUCACAGAAGACAUUCAGUGCAUAGAAAGUGCUUGCAUUGAUGAGCAAGAGAUAACAGCUUUGCCUAAGUGCCCUGAAAUGUACCACCAUGCAGCUGAAGCAGACAAUACCACAGCAAAGCCAGAGAUUUGUGCAAGCCUAAAUGCCUUAGAAAAUAAUGGACAGGCAAAUGAUACAAUUUCUGGGGAAUAUCUUGGCAUUAAAGAAAUCUGUGAUCCAUGUGAGGAUCCUUCAGUUGCGAUCAAAAGUGAGACAAUGACUUAUCCCACAGAUGAAAGCAGUUCCCACUGUGAGGGUUAUAAAGAUCCACCAAUAAGCCCUAGUGGGCUGGGCACUGACCUCAAAGAUCUCUUUGAUGAUGAAAACACAUUCUCCCAAUUAUUCCCAAGGAAUGAUGAAAUGAAAAGGAAAAAGUGUGCACGUGUUUAUGGUAAAAGUAGCAAAAAGCAGAAACAAAUGCUGAGCUUAGUUUCUGACUAUACUGGCUCAAACACGUUUUCUGAUAACAAUGAGGAGUAUACGAAAAAGCCAGACAACGUAUUUGCUAGCAGUCUGGAAGAACAUUGUGAAUAUGAAACUAUAUCACUUGAUGAUGCUAAAAUGCUUGAAAUGUGCCAUAAGAGCACGCUGAAAAGUUCUCCUCAGAAAGGUUUUCCACAAGAUGUCACAACAGAUCAUCAGGUUGGACAUGAAGACACUCAAGAGGCUAGAAUUGGUGACUUUUUAUGCCAUACAGAAGAUGACAUUCUACAACCUGCAGUGAACUUAAAUGGAUCUGAAGACAGAAAUAUAGACACAGGGUCAGAUGCCAAGGAAAACUGUAAAUCUGAUGAGCCUUGCCCUCUGCAGUUGGUCUGUGUUCAAGAUAAUGUCCCUCGAUACCCAAGCAUUGACAUUCAGAACUUUAACACCACAUUUCAGCUCCCUGAAAUGCCACUGUUUGAGUCUGAAAGAGAUAUGUCUGUGGUUGAGGCCAUUGUGCCCAAGAAAUCACCCAAGAAAACCACAGAAUGCCGGAAUAGAAAACGUAUUGAGACUGGACUGAAGCCCAAGGACAAGCAGUACAAAUGCAAAGUGUGUUUCACGUGGUUCCUCACAUUAGGGGAGUUGGACUUCCACAAGCUUUCUCACAAUCCUUCACCUCCUCCCACAUGCUAUAUGUGUGUCCAGCGCAAAUUUAGCUCCCGUGAGCAACUUCGAGACCAUCUGAGGGAGAAGCAUGUCAAGAAUAAAGCAGGUGUCUGGACUUGUGGCAUGUGCUUGAAGGAAAUAUCGGAUGUGUGGAUGUACAAUGAACACCUGCGUGAGCAUGCCACACAGUUUGCUCGAAAGGGUCAGUCUCAAAGUUCCCUGCUGGACAUGCCAGGCUGCUUCAUGCAGGAGAAUGCUGUGAAGAACUUCAUAUCUUCAAUCAUGCAACAUCAGUCGAAAAAGUCUAUCAGGGGGGAGAAUGCAAAAUCAUCUAAGGAGGAGAGGAAAGCUUCGACAGAUGUCUCUGGAGUAGAGCAAAAAUCCUCAGACACGUGUGAGCCUGAAACAAUAAAGAGCAAAGUAGGAAGUGCUGGGGGAGGAAAUAAACAUAGUAUAUUCACACCCCUUGAAGUUCUGCCCAAAGCAGACACUACCCCGAAAAAUGUUGAAAUGCAUCCCAACUGCAAAGAUCCCUCACGGGACUGUCACCACUGCGGCAAGCAGUUUCCAAAACCAUUUAAGCUUCAGCGACACUUGGUGGUUCACAAUUUGCAAAAGAUUUUCAUGUGUCAUAAAUGUCCAGUCUCAUAUCAGCAAGCAAAAGAGCUUAAAGAUCACCUGAAAAGUGAACACGAGGAGGUGGAUGAACCCGAUUCAAAGCACACUACCCUGUAUACGUGUGAGCUCUGUGCUGAUGUUAUGCAUGUAAUUAAGAAGUCCUUCAUCUGCAGUACCUGCAACUACACUUUCUCUAAAAAAGAACAGUUUGAUCGUCAUAUGGAGAAACACCUGGCAGGUGGCAGCAAGAUAUUUAAGUUCAGGGGGGUGGUGAGACCCUGCAAGUCCAAAGAGGAUGAGUUUGAUAUGCCAGCAAAUAAGAAGAGGAAGAUACUGCCUGAGAAUUCUCAAGAAAACAGUUUGAACAUUAACAGCAUUCAAUCCGUACACAUACAACAGACCACAGACAUACAGGGUCUGAAACCAGUCACAAACAACUCAUGCAACAGCACUGAUGAAGACAAACUGCCUACUGACACAAAUAACACAAGUGUAAAAAUUGAGGACGUGGUAGAAGAUCUUUCUGGGGCUCUGGAGCAGCAUCAGUCCCAAAUGACUUCUGCUGAAAACACCCUUAACACAAAAACAACGACUAAGGAAGAAGAUAAUGAAGACUUGCACAUGACACAUACACAUGACAUUCCAGACACAGAUACCAAAGAGGUUGGUACAGAUUACAAGGCUUCUCUGAAUGAGAUCUGUGAUGUUAAAGUUGAGGAUGACUGUGGAGCAACUCAGACCACAUCAAAAAUGCCAAUUCCAAAUGAGAGUAAUGUCCCCAAUAACAAGAUGAAAGAAGGCAACGAUUUGUUAGAUGCAAAUGAGAAGGAGUGCAAUUCAGAUCUGUGCAGUUUGCAAUUUCCUAAUCAAACAAGUAAAAGCGUGCAAAGCAAUCAAACAGAAGACCUUUUGCCUAAUGUUAUCAGACUGCCAUCACUAUCCAACGAGAUAAAUCACCUGAGGCGGGACCAGAUAAAUGAAUGUGCAUCUACUGGGAAUGAAAAUGAACAAAUCAUAAACAAUAAUGACCAGUCCAUAAGUGUCCUGGGUAAAGAAAGAACAUCUGUGAAAUCAGAGGAAAACGUUAAACAAUGCCUUGACAAUAGCACAAAGUCCGAAAGCAUUACAGUUACAGAUGCUGCAGGUGUAAAUCAAACCAAGAUUUCCCUCAGCUCCGUUCCAGCUGAAGACAAGGACUGUGUGAAACUGAAAAAAAGGAAAGAUCUCAAGACGUUGCCAAGUUUGCCAAGGACAGCACCCGCUGUUACACGUGAGAAUCUUGGAAUUGACCCAAAAGUCAAAAAGAAAUUUCGGUCCAACAAAUGCGAGAGAGCGGCCGGUCAACGGAAAGGCGACAUCUCUGCUGACUAUCCCGUGCUCACAUCAGUAAAGGAUGAAAUGACCAGUAACAAAAUUGUCUCAAAGCACAAAACAGGAACUCUGGACUUACAACCGAAGAGAGGCUCUGACAAUUUUUCACCCAAGAAAGAAGAGCUUGUCCGCCAUUUGAACUGGGAUUGCCGAGGGAAAAAAGGUGUGCCGGGUAGAGCCAUCCAUUCUGCCACCUCCAAGGUGUCAGUAACCUCUAUGAGCAAUUCAUUUAACAAAUCCCGUCCCAAGCUUGGGGUCAAGUCUGUAGAUACACAAUCUUAUCAUACUGCAGAGUCACAUAACAGCCUCCUUAGCAAGCUAUUUGGCCAAAGACUCACUGGUUUUAAGAUUCCAUUAAGGAAGGACACUUCUGAAUCCAUUAACUGAGAAUUUGAUGCUACUAAGGAGGAGGGAACUACGCUAUCCACUAGUUGAUCAAGACAUUUUCUUUUUAAAAAAAAUGAGAAUGAGAUUGUAUGCCCCUCCUCUAAGAAUUGUUUUUUUUUGUUUUGUUUUUUUGUUUUUUAAAUAGUCACUUUAUUACCUUGUAUCUUCUUGUAAAUGUUUCAUGUGAUGGCGAGGACAUGUGAUAAAGUUUAUAAAUAUGAAAUGAACUAGCUGGUUUGCCAGCCAACUUUUACAAAUAACUUUAUUUUCUCUACCUUGAACAUUAACUUACAGAGUCUGUAUUUCAUGAGAAAAGAAAAAUAAUUGAGAAAAAAAAAAAAAAAAAACAGUACUUGAAAGUUACCUGACUUUUUCAAAUUAUGCAUGACACAUUCACCACAUGUUGUAGAUGGGGUUUAUUUUAUUUUAUUUUUCUCUUGUGCAACAGUACCAAAUGAUAUUUCAAUUCUGAACUACAUCAAUGUGCCUUUUUCUUUUUUUUUUUUCUUUUUUUUUUUGUAUGCUUCGUAGAAUUACGCUUUCAUACUCUCUUACCUUUACUGUAUUGCAGUGACAUUCAAUGUAUUAGCUUUUGUAUAAACAAUAAUUGGUGCUAUAUUAUUUUUUGAUUUUUAUUGUAAUGUGAACACAAAUGUCCUCUAACUGAAGGGAACAUGUAGCGGAUACAUUCAUCAAAUCAUUCUUGCUGGUACUUCUAUAAGUUUCUUGGGGAAAUGAGAAAACAAAUACUGUGCAAAAAGGGUCGAUUUGUCAAAAAGUUGUCAUUUGGUCUCCUCAAAAAAAAAAAAACUAAAUUGUGACUAAAUUCAAUAUAAUAUCUGUUUGAUUUGAUGAACUCAGGUGCUAACAAGGAAAACUCUUGCGCAUGAACCCCUUAUUAGGAAUUCCUCUCAUGCACUGAUGUUACUACAUACCAAAUCCACAAUCAGUUAGCUAGAUGUCAUCCAAAUGUUUUAUUAUAAUUACUAUUAUUUACUAGAACACAAAAAAGGUGCUUUAUCUUGUUUAUAUGUAUCUUAUAUUGUAUUAUAUUGUAGGUAGAUUAUCUUUGGUGCAAUGCAUAAUGUUCAAAAGUUCUAUUUUAAUAAUGUGCAACAGAUGAAGAGAAUGAGAAAAGGGAAUUGCUAAGCCUAGCGAAGGCUUCUAAGUGGUUCACAAAAUGCCUCAUAUAAAGUUGGUUAUUAAAAAAUCUGCAGUCUUCCUUUGUUUCUUUGUCUUUACUAGUAGACGGAGCUGUGCGCGGCGUUGUUGACACAUCCAAAACUAUUUGAAUAAUUGCUCAUUAGUGUUAAUUAUGGUGAGCUAUAUUAGCAAUCGACCAUGAAAUCCCCCCCUCACACACACACACAAAUCCAAUUGUGCAAAUUUACUCUGGAUCUCUUAAUUGCCUUUAUUGAGAAUAGAAAUUGCAAAAUGGUUACACUUCUUUCUUUCUUUCUUUUUCAGAGAGAAGAUGAAUAUAGAUGCAGUUUCACAUUGUAUAGAUUGCUAAAUCACACCUCAUAACAAAUGGUCUGUCAUAGAAAUGAGAGCAUGCUAUCUUCUUCAUGGAGGUAUUUCUACAGCAGCCAAGUAGACAAGGGUUUGGUUUUAUUUACUGAAUAAACAAUAGCAAAGGAAGUUAAGUGCAUGUGUUGAUUUCACGGCUGCUACUUUAAAUUAUUAACAGUCUUUAAAUGUUUUUACGUGAGUCAAAUCUGUUGUUUUAUCACAAGUUUUAAAUAUCCAUUAAUCUAUUUCUUUAUUAUUUCAUUACUUGCUCUAGACCAACAACGGUAAUGAUCUAGUAAAGAAAUGGCAUGAUAAUUUCCCCCAAAGAGAAAUCAUUAGAAUUACAGAAAGGAUCACAAUACAAAAUUAAGUGAGGAAUCUUGACAAAUGAUCUCCCUUGACUACACGCUGAACUGGGCCGUUAUUUUCAGUUGAUAGUUCACUCUGUGUUUAGUGGCUUGUAUCCCUACAUGAGUCACAUUCACUAUCACAUAGGAAUAAAAAGCCAUAAGACACAGCAGCUUAUACAGGGACAGACCAGACUUCCCUGGCUUGCAAAAUAGCUUGUUCUACCUGGAUAGAAGGACGGGGGCACAGAGAGACAGAGUUAUAUAUUCAAAUGAACAAAAUGUGUAGGAAUAAUAAGCAGUGGUUUUCUUUCUGUCAGGAAUAGCUGGUGAUUUGGGAUGAGAUCAAAUAUGGUGAUAUGACACUGAUGAGAUUUUAAAGAGAAAAAUGAUUAUGAUUUAUGUGAAAAAGUGUCCACACAUGAUCACAUACGAAGGCCAAAUACUGUGUAGCUGGCAUUCUCGAUAUGAACUAUAGUCCUGAAUAGUUGUCAGAAUCAGGUUUAUGUUUUUACACACACACGAGGAAUUUAGUACCUGCUGCUGGUGACGCUCAAAAAUAUUUUUAUUUUAUAUUUAAAAAGUACACUAUGCAUUUAAUUUGCAAAAAAAAAAAAAAAUGCUAUAUGGAAAAAAUAAAUAAA
Hemibagrus wyckioides is the source of this 14836-nucleotide messenger RNA. Its product is annotated as zinc finger protein 469. The coding region runs from base 769 to 12333 and encodes 3854 amino acids. The record is from RefSeq and is a predicted model, not a curated record. The transcript has 5 exons. NCBI's taxonomy places the organism in Eukaryota, Metazoa, Chordata, Actinopteri, Siluriformes, Bagridae.